Messenger RNA from Didymodactylos carnosus, 738 nucleotides. Lineage: Eukaryota; Metazoa; Rotifera; Eurotatoria; Philodinida; Philodinidae. The record is from the annotation of a GenBank genome assembly.
AUGGCCUCAGUGUCAAAGACAAAUAUGAAUGUUAAAUACAAAGAAAACAUGCUUGAUUUAGUUAAAACAUUAAUAGAGUACAUGGAAUUAGAACAUAUUUCACUGACUGUUGAAUUAAACAAUACGUUACCGGUUUAUUUAUGGAAUAAAAUGGAUCAUAUUUGCUUUAUAAUAAAUCAGAAAUUCAAUACAAAUUAUAAAGCUCAAGAACUAUCAUUUGUUUUGUCAUUAUUACAAAACCCACUGCUGGCAAAACUAAACUCAAAUACUGAUGUUCAAGAAACAUUAGAAAAUUAUAGUAGUAAUCCGAACAACAUAUUAUUGAAUGGUAGAUGUAAUAAAUAUAAUUAUAUUCAUUUAACACCAUUCCAAGAUAAGUUUCGUCGCAGAAUCUGCAAAUUGAAAGAUAUAUGUAUUAAAACAGACGAAUUUGAAUCUAUUCCUGUUGGAUGUUCUCACACACCUGCAUUUAUAAGUCAGUUUUGUUAUGAGCAUCAGCCAGCUGAAACACAACAAAUUCCGCCAUCCGUAGCCUUACCACGUGUUCGAAGCAAACAAACGAGCAGAGAAUUGGUAGAUGAGAAAAUCGAUCUUACCCGAAAUGUCAGCGAUAACGAUAGUGAUGCACAAAUGGAUAUUAAUGCUGAUGGGGAAAUGUUCGAUACAGAUGUUGGAAUCGGCGUGCGGCUAAGAUGGGAAUGUUAUGGAGAAAGUAUAGAAUUAAUGAUUCUGUUAUAG